UACAAGCUCGCACGGAUACACGGAUACGUACGUGCGUGAAAAUGAAGUGUCUCGGGAGUGUUUUACUGACUUUAAUUAUACCAAUAUUAAUAUUGAACUCUAUAAUUGUGAAUGGAGAGGACGAUAACCAUUAUAAGAAAGAUAAACAGAAAAAUGACCAACUGUCCGUGAACCAGAACUCCAACGAAAACCUGAACCUGAAACAGCUGGAGAAACAACUGCAGAUUCUAACUGAAAAAAUGGAAAUCAUGAACGAUAUCCACAAGACCGAAAUCGCCGACCUGAAACACGAACUAGGGAAUGUCCGCAACAUCGCCGUGGACCAUUCCCUAGAUAGUUUCCACUCGAUGGAAGACGACACUAUGGAUUGGGCCAAGAAAUCGAUUCUGGAACUACGAAAAUGGAUGAAGGAAAUGGGAAAGACCUUAAACAGCACAGCCGUGGUUCGACAGCUGCACGCCAUCCGCGCCGAGCUAAAAGAGGCGUUAACAGAGGCGUCGGACCUGUCGCAGCUCGCGCGUAACCACGAGGUGCGGUUGGACAAGAUGGACGGCGACGUCAGCAAGCUCAAGUACGAUGCCCAGCAGACCAGGAACCUGGUCACUGAACUGCGGGGGCACAUCCUCAAGCUUGCUAACGAGGUAAAGACGAAACGAGAAGGCGAGGAGUGGAGCCCGGAGAGAUCCAAUGAGAUCGAGGAGCACCGGCCAAACGAGCACCCGCAGAUGCACAAACUACGUCAUAACCGCAUGAUGCACUCGCAACUGUCCCACCUGACGCACUCUCACGCCCGGCUCGAGGAACAACAGCAGAAUCUACAAGCGCAACUCACAGACCUCCAACACCGCCUCGACUCCUACCAACAACCCAAUUGGAACCUUCUCUCCGCCAAAGUCGAUCUUAUAGAACUAGAAGCGAGCGUAAUCCGCAAAGAAGUCAAAAACAACACGCAAAAGAUGUCCGACUUUGAUAAGGUCCACUCUUCCAUCCUGGAACUUCGCGAAGAAAUUGAAAACAUUGAGAACAAAGCUGACAAGACUAUCCCUGAAUUCAGGAAGGAGAUAUCCAAGUUAGACAUCAGUUUUGCGCAGCUGAACGCUCAAUCCUCGUACCUGAAAGAGGACCAGGAGAACUUGCGUCAGUCGGUGAAGGCAAUCGCAGUGAGCGUCAGCAAUGCGAUCGACCGCGCCGAGAUGGACCGCGUUGACCUGCACCGCCUCAACGACUCACUCUUCGACCUGGAGUCACGCUCCAAGCAGCACUAUUACCGGCUUAAUGAUCAUAUCCUCAAGAGCGAGGCCAACCGCGACGCGAACCUGACGGAGUCGAUCCCGCUGCCGGAGCUGAUGGGCGAGGUGAAGGAGCUGCAGCCAGUGGAGCGCGAGUACGAGGAUCUGGUCAGCCAACUGCCUCACGACUGCUCUGCCAUCCCCGGCCCGCCCGGCGUCUACCUUAUUCACCCCGGACACAACCCCCUCGACACCUGGUGCGCCAACCGCACCACCCUCCUCCAACGACGAUUCAACGGCUCUAUAGAGUUUAAUCGCAAGUUCAACGAGUACGUUCGCGGAUUUGGCGAUCCCACCUCCGAAUACUGGCUUGGCCUCGAGGCCAUGCACCGCAUCACCUCAGACAACUGCUCUUCCAUGAGGAUCGAUAUGACCGACAUCUACGGUGGCAAAUGGUUCGCUGAGUACGAACAUUUCUCGGUGGGCAGCGCUGAUUACGGUUACAUUUUGGAAGUGAGCGGUUUCAAAGGAAACGCCAGUGACGCUUUCGAGUAUCAAAAUCACAUGGAGUUCUCGGCCAUCGACCGCGACCGCGACAUCUCGAACACGCACUGCGCGGGCAACUACGAGGGUGGGUGGUGGUUCUCGCACUGCCAGCACGUGAAUAUCAACGGCAAGUACACGCUGGGUCUCACCUGGUUCGACUCCGACCGCAACGAAUGGAUCGCCGUGGAGAACAGCGAGAUGCGUGUGUUCCGCCGUGCCGACUGCACCUAAGCAGCGAACUUCCCAACAGCCUGCAUCUCCCACGUCAUCCCGCGCCACCUCGCGCCUUCUCGCGUCUUCACAUGCCACUGCGCGCCACCUUGCGCCUCCCGCCCCAACCCGCGCUCCCCGCGCUGUCCCGCAUUCAUGUAUCAAUGGAAUUAGUCGUCACAUUGAUUGCCCAUCCUGUAGCGAAUUAAUCCUUAACAUGAUUUAAUCAUACCAAAGAAUUCACUAGUAGGUGAUAGUAUUUAUAAUUGUUUAGUGGAUCGACAGCAAGUACGCAGUCGAUCGUAGUUUAGUCGUAAGUAUGUAUGUAUUUUUGGUGACAAUAGGUACUACUGCAGUUUACUAAUUUCACUCUUGAUUAUUACUACUUCUACUUUUCUAUUUUUUGUAUUAUAAUUAUUUAUGUAGGUAAGUAUGUUUCUUUUGUUAUUACAAUUAUUUCACAUCAGCGUAAGUAGUCAAAGGAUACAUAAUAACAAAAUGUAUUAGUAACGAACGUAUUUUGUAAAGCAUUGUAAAUGCGUAUUAAACGGAACUCCUGUGUUCCAUAAUUUGUAAAAUUUGAAAGAAUGAAAAACUACAUUCCAGUUCACAGAACUGCCUUUACGGCAUACCUAACUAUUUUAUUUUGUAAGUUCUGUACAUAUAAUAUUAACUUUAUCGUGGUAUAAACCACUACGUAGAUAUAAUUUCUUAUUAAAAUUAUAAUUAGAAAAACAAAAUAUAAAAGACUGUUCGCGCCAAGUGUUAUCGAAGGACAAGUAGGUUAACAUAAUAGGAAAAGGUAAUCGGGAGAGACUGGAAGUAAUAUAUCUGAGAGAUUUAAUAAUACAUACCUAAUGUGAGUAAAUUCAAAUUCAAACAUUAAAUAGAGACGCUUAGGUACAUCUACUGGGUUAACACUUUUAAAUUGUAAAGCAAACAUAUUUAAACGAGUAUAAACAUUUGAAAGGCGCUGAUUGAAACAAUAAUUUGCCCUUAUAUCGAGAAUUCUAAAACAAAUGUAACUAUGAAAUAUCGUAUUUAUAAACAUCUAUCUCCUCUUCAAGAGGCGGUCAAUGCAUUGUCAACAUUAACUUUUAAAACACAAGUAGGUACAUUUUAUACAAACAAUUAGUAUGUCAACAACUAUGAUUUCCUUUUAUUAUUAUUAUAGUUUUACUACAGUUUCUUUUGUGAUC
Messenger RNA from Pectinophora gossypiella (pink bollworm), 3184 nucleotides. It is a transcript of the gene sca, whose product is annotated as protein scabrous. The record is from RefSeq and is a predicted model, not a curated record. The transcript has 6 exons. The coding region runs from base 42 to 2006 and encodes 654 amino acids. NCBI's taxonomy places the organism in Eukaryota, Metazoa, Arthropoda, Insecta, Lepidoptera, Gelechiidae.